Caenorhabditis briggsae is the source of this 705-nucleotide messenger RNA. Gene Ontology annotation, cellular component: EMC complex. The transcript has 5 exons. NCBI's taxonomy places the organism in Eukaryota, Metazoa, Nematoda, Chromadorea, Rhabditida, Rhabditidae. Bases 1 to 705 code for a protein of 234 amino acids. The record is from RefSeq and is a predicted model, not a curated record.
AUGUCAAAUCUUCUUCUAAACUUUGCUUGGUUUCUUCUCUUGCCCGUCGCUUGUUUUGCCGAAUGGACACUGAAUUUAGAAUACAGUCUAAAUGGAUUCACCAAUAGCUACGAUCUGGGUGUGAUUGAGAUGCGACGAACGUUCGAUGGAAAUUUUACAGGAACUUUCAAACCAGCAAAAGACAAAAAUUUCGGGCAAAGAUUGCUAGAUGCUCAAGAUGACACCUAUUCGGUCAGAGCAAAGUCUUCCAGUCAGCCAGGGCAAACAUUUUUGACGACUAGCGAUCCUUGUCUCUUCCUCCACUCUAAUCUCUUCCACGUCUUCUGGAUCUCUAUCUCUCAGGACAAGCAAGAGCUCCACACGAUCACAGUGUUCCCAGAUACGGUAGCCUGGAGAAAUGACGAGGAUGGCAAAUACAACUCCCUAGGAAAAUCGUGCUCAGAGAAGUCAUCUCUUUCUGCCACGUCAUCCGGAUCCCCAAAAGGAAUCGUCCACGUCGUCGGAGAAUCCACACUGUCCACUCCAGACACAGCAGCGUUUGUUCAAAAACUGGAGAGAGAGAAACGAGCGAAACAACACGGAGCCGAUGCGGAUAAUCGGAGUUUUAUUGCUAAAUACUGGAUGUAUAUUGUACCCGUCGUUCUUUUCGCCGUCAUAUCGAGUGCUGUGAAUCCAGAUGCCGGUGCCGAGGGACAAGCUCAAUAA